This is a messenger RNA of Brassica oleracea var. oleracea, 694 nucleotides long. RefSeq names its product 50S ribosomal protein L7/L12-like. Gene Ontology annotation, biological process: translation. Gene Ontology annotation, molecular function: structural constituent of ribosome. The record is from RefSeq and is a predicted model, not a curated record. Lineage: Eukaryota; Viridiplantae; Streptophyta; Magnoliopsida; Brassicales; Brassicaceae. The transcript has a single exon. Gene Ontology annotation, cellular component: ribosome. The coding region runs from base 85 to 594 and encodes 169 amino acids.
AACGAGCAAAAAAACUGUAACGGCAGAUGAAAUGAAAUCGAACGGACGGCGAAAACCCUAGCAAAAACCUCCUCACCGGCGAAAAUGCGAUCUCCGGUCUCCAGAUUCUUAUCAAGAUCCAUCCUUUUCCUCCACCGCGCAACGCCUUUAACCGCCGCCACUCGCCAACUAUGCGCCGUCGCUUCUCCCGAUACCAGGACAAAGAACCUCGACCGAAUCGCCGACGAAUUGCUCAAACUGAACAGGAUCGAGCUUUACGAUUACUCGAUCCUCUUCAGCCAUAAACUCGGUCUCAAUCGCUACGACUCUUCCGUCUCCGUCAGCGCCGGUGAUCUCCCCGCCGGCGCAUCAGCCUCUGCUCAGACCAAAGCUGCGGAGAAGACGGCUUUCGAUGUGAAGCUGGAGAAGUUCAAUGCGGCGUCGAAGAUUAAGGUGAUUAAGGAGAUAAGAGCGUUCACGGAGCUGGGACUGAAAGAAGCCAAGGAACUAGUUGAGAAAGCUCCUGUUGUUGUGAAGACAGGUCUCACUAAGGAGGAAGCUGAGAAUAUCAUGGAGAAACUCAAAGCUGUAGGUGCUGUUGUAGCUUUGGAAUGAAAUAAAGUCUCAGACUUUAUCAUCAGACAACUCCUCUUAUGAAAUGAUUGCUACUCCUCUGUCCUGUCUGGUAAUAACUUCUUCGUGUAAUACAUUUUAU